Molecule: messenger RNA, 665 nt
Organism: Cinara cedri
Lineage: Eukaryota; Metazoa; Arthropoda; Insecta; Hemiptera; Aphididae
Source: the annotation of a GenBank genome assembly
AUUUUGAAAAAAAUUAUAAAAAAUUGGAAUUUACAGGUUAAUAAAUUUUUUUUCUCAAUUUAGAUGUGAAAAAACAAAUGAUAGCGAACAACUGAACUUAAUAACCAGAAGUUUCAUUCACAUGCAAAAUGGAAAAGUCAUUAAACACAUUGAUAAGCUGGAUUAUAAUAAUCCAAUAUUAAUUUCCAGGUGGGUAAUUUAUUAAUAUACCUGUUUUGAUAUUAUAUAUAUUAUUUUACACAUUUUGUUUCAGUUGUAUGGAAUCACAAAUUUUGAAAAAAAAUAGAUUUGCAGAAUUAAAGUGCGAAAUAGAUGUAAUAAAUGAUACACAUUUCUUUUCGAGUUCUAUAAUAAUAGAAAACAAUGAUUUAGAAUUUGUUUAUAAUGUACAAACGGAAUAUGGAAAUAAGCCAUACAUAUGCAGUAUCUGUAAAAAAUGGUUUGGCAGAUUAUCAACAUUUUUAAGUCACAUGAAGGUUCAUAAUACUUCCAGAAAAUCAAUCAACAGAUGUUCUUUGUGUGGUUGUCUUACUUUUUUUUCUUCUAAAGAACUGACAAAAAAGAAUAAUAAAGCUAUUAUUAGUAAUAAAACCCCAUUUAAAUGCAGAAUCUGUCAAAUAAUUUUCUAAAGUUAGAACAAAUUAAAACAACGCGAUAUUACCCAC